Triplophysa dalaica is the source of this 4585-nucleotide messenger RNA. It is a transcript of the gene snrkb, whose product is annotated as SNF related kinase b. Gene Ontology annotation, biological process: intracellular signal transduction; protein phosphorylation; microtubule cytoskeleton organization. The record is from RefSeq and is a predicted model, not a curated record. NCBI's taxonomy places the organism in Eukaryota, Metazoa, Chordata, Actinopteri, Cypriniformes, Nemacheilidae. Bases 387 to 2579 code for a protein of 730 amino acids. The transcript is spliced from 6 exons. Gene Ontology annotation, cellular component: cytoplasm. Gene Ontology annotation, molecular function: ATP binding; tau-protein kinase activity; protein serine/threonine kinase activity.
GUCAGAGGAGGGAGAGAGCGCUCAAGCGCUAGAGCAGAAGUGAGCGCGCAAGCACUGCGGAGCGACGCGCACUGGAGCAAAAUAGCUGCGACGCGCGCACCGCUACUCGUCCGUAUUGGACAGCGGGCAUCAUUUGUUUAUAGACGAGCGCAAUAAUAACGGCAAACAAAUCGGACGUUUUGCAUAUAGUUGGAAGCGAAUGUUUUAUUUCGCCUCCUGGAAGAAACAGACGCGGCGCAGACAUCUACAGCGGAUGCUUUUUCGUAUACAGACGCGUGAAUCGCUGCACUUCAAGUGGUGAUGUUUCACUAAAGCACCAGUUCCCAUCAUCUCCCUCUGGUAACAGAGCCCAGCCUUGCAACUGUACCUCCACUCCUCGAUCCAAAAUGGCUGCCACCAAAAGCGGUUACGACGGCAAAAUAGCUGGCUUAUACGACCUGGACCGCACGCUGGGCAAAGGCCAUUUCGCAGUGGUCAAACUCGCCCGUCACGUCUUCACAGGCCAACUAGUAGCGGUCAAAGUCAUCGACAAGACCAAACUCGACGACAUGGCGACCGGCCAUCUCCUACAGGAAGUCCGCUGCAUGAAACUGGUCCAGCAUCCCAACGUGGUGCGACUUUACGAAGUCAUCGAUACGCAAACCAAGCUCUACCUCAUCCUGGAGCUGGGCGACGGAGGCGACAUGUUCGAUUACAUCUUGCGUCACGAAGGCGGGGUGGCCGAAGACACCGCCAAAAUGCAUUUUGCCCAGAUCGUCCGAGCGAUCUCCUACUGUCACCGUCUCCAUGUCGUGCACAGAGAUCUGAAGCCUGAGAACGUGGUCUUCUUCCGGCAACAGGGGACGGUGAAGUUAACAGAUUUCGGCUUCAGUAAUCACUUUAAGCCCGGGACCAUGUUGAUGACCAGCUGUGGUUCUCUGGCGUACUCCGCCCCAGAAAUCUUGCUUGGGGAAGAAUACGACGCUCCUGCAGUGGAUAUCUGGUCACUGGGUGUGAUUCUCUACAUGCUGGUGUGUGGACGCCCACCAUUUCAAGAGGCAAAUGACAGCGAGACCCUCAUCAUGAUCAUGGACUGUUGCUACACCGUACCCGACCACAUCUCUCCAGAAUGCAAAGAUUUGGUUUCGCGUAUGCUGCAGAGGGAUCCUGCUAAGCGUGCAUCUCUCACCGAGAUAGAGGGCCAUCCUUGGUUGCAGGGGGUUGACCCCUCGCCCAUUGGGAAAACGGCCGCCCCACUCAACUCCCACCACAGUUUGUUACCAGAGGAACACGAGUUCAUACUUCAGGCCAUGACCAGUGGCAAAAUUGCGGAUCGUGAUGCCAUUCAGGAAGCACUGGAUGCUGACAGAUAUAACCACAUCACAGCCACGUACUACCUUCUGGCAGAGCGACUUCUCCGAGAAAAACAGGAGCAGUCUAGUCUCACUCUUGAACAAAGACAUCCAAGGAGACCCAUGUCAGAACCACUGGACUUAGUGAGUCAAGUUCCCCAGGCUGAUACCCUGAGAGGAGCCCCUUUUGGCCCUUUAGAUUCUCUGAGCUCUCUCUCUUCUGGAUACGCCCGAAAGGGUGUGAGUGAGUCCGGCGACUUACUGGCUCCCAGAUCAAACCGUCAUGACAAUUCCUUCAGUGACUUUUGUAGCCCUGCUCCAUGUUUAAGUCUCAGCUUGCGCCCUCUACCUCCAGACCAACCCACUGUCAAGAGCCUUGGGGCCUUACAGCAGAUCUGUGAGGAAGAAGAGGACGAGGAGGAUGGUGAGGUCAAGCACGAGGCGGCACCCGGUAAACUGACUCUACUUCCUUCCACAGAUCUCUGUGCGAAACCUUCCAGAACAGUUCUACAAUCAGAGAAUCAGCGGAGAACCGGGAGGCCAAAAGCUAAGGUGAGAAACUGUGAAACUCUGUCUGAGGUGGAGGAAUCUGAGGAAGGUGCUGAAAAGCAGAAGCUGGAAUCAGCGGCUAUCUUUACUACCAUCACCUUGGAACAUCAGUUAGAGAAGAUCACAAAGACUGAUGCGCCUUUAGAAGAGAUAAACCAUACAGAGCAACCGGGCAGAGCAAGAGACAAAACAGUUUUUACCUAUGAACAUGAUGGAAAACACAAUCCAGGCCUGAAGACUAAUGCACCACCGCCGGCUCCCAGGCUGGAUGUCGUGCAGUGCUGCUGGGGACAUCGUGAACCUUCAAGGGACGUGUUAGAAAACAACAACAACACCCCAGCCAAAUCCAAGUUACUUGAAGUUGGGGUGGUCUCAACCCCUUGCGGUUCCCCAAGGUCCUUACCUAGGAACCACUGUGUGGACCUAGGUCCAGAUGGGGUGGAGAUGCGCAAGACUACGGGAGAAUCUGAGAAACCGGAGGAGGUACAGCCUAAACCUCAGAAAGGCCUCCAAGAAAAUAGGGAUACAGCUACAGACCCUGCUAUCCGGGCUGACCCUAACAAGGUAAAAAACGUGAACUUGAGAGAACGUCUCCUGCAGUUUCCACUCUGUGAAAAGGCCUUGUCCUUCAACAUCCAGCCCACGUCUAAAGAGAAGCUUCUUCCAUUUGCACAGUAUAACUGCUGUCAUGUGUUAUAGAGAAGGAUGUAAAAUAUGAGAACAAAGUCCCUUCAAGUUGUGUGGACACUUAAGGACAAUGUGUCCUCACCUCAAACCGUAACCUCAAAGGUGCUUUAGCUACACAAUCUACUUACCUUUCUUUCCUUACCCAGCAUUUCUUGCUGCUAUCCUGUAUGACAAAUAACCUCUUAGCCAUGCUGUGUAUAUGAACACCUGUAUCUACCGACACUGCUCACUAUAUUCCGUGCUAUCUCAGAGACUUUAAUAAGAAGUAGAAUAUGUCUUGCCAGCAGAGGGGGUUCAAUUCAAUACCUUGUCAUCUUUGCACUGUAAUAUCUUCAUCACGUAGAAGUUUAGAGGUGAAAGUGCAUCACUCAUGAGGUGAAAGAUCAUCCUUCAUAGUAAGACAGAGUUAACGUAACAGAGUAAACAGAAGCAAACCUGAGUAUGUUAAAAUAUCAGUUGUGGAAUCGACUGUUGCUCGGUCAGGAGCUAUGAAGCAGAGUUCUUGGUAAUCACUGAAUUUUCAAGUUGCAUGUUUGUUAUAGUUGUUCUCACCUAACCGCCUUUUGCUAGUGUUAGCUAGCACCUUUACCCCCUGACAGCUGGGCAAGACACAAAACAGUCGGCCAUAUUGAUACAGUGAACAGUGAUAGCGCAUGCUAAUACAGCUUAGCUUAGCAUCAACAUUUCAUUAGCUGGGGGUCGAACCGGGGAAAGAUGCUUAAUAUAUCUGUGAUGUAUUUAAAGAUAAAAUGAAAGAUUAUCUUGACAGAGUUUGUAUGAAACGGACGCAAUAUUACAGGCGAGCAGAAGGCUGGUUUUCCCAGAGGAAUAUUUUGGGAGUUUGUUUUAAAACUGCUAAUUCUGGGAAAUAUUAUAAAGCUUUUAACCGUUCGAGUGAUGACGAAGGUUUUUUGGACAGAAUUAUUCCUUAUCUUCUUGUGAGGAGGGAGAUCUGAUCAUUUACAUUAAACAUCUAUUUUUUUCUUUCUUUGGCAUUUGCCACAACAUAUGUUGAAAUGGGAUAAGCUCUUUAAAAUUUCCAGUCAUGUACAGUGUGUAUAUACUUUUUGAACGUGUUAUACUAUUGACAUGUUUUCACCCUCACAUCACAUACGUACAAAACAUUUCAACCCCCAUUUUAGAUAUUAUUCAACGAAUAGAUUGACUUUUAUGACACCACAACUAGCCGGUGUCAUCAACGUCUGUUUAUAAAUGUCACAAACGUUUUUGUGUCAUAGCUGGUGUAAAUACAUUUGAGGAGCUAGUAAUGUAGAGCUUUAUGGCGUAGCUGAACCUAACUUAAAUCCAGUGAGAAAAUCCAGCCUUCAUGUUGCUGUGGCAUGAGUAAAGCUAACGUUUUCUUAAACCUAGAAACAGCCUAAAUACAUCACAUAGAUAGCAGAUGUGACUGUGGUUACUGUACAUUUGGUACUGCAAAGACUGUCAUAGCUAUUCUAUCACGUAUUCAUGUAUUAUAACUUCUUCACCCAUAGAUUUCAUGUCAUCAGCUUGUGAAUUACUGUAGCACGUUCCUUUUGUCACGAGUACAAAUGUUGUGCAUUUUGUUUCAAUAUCUCGGACCACAUAUAAGCUUGACCAAAUCACAAAAACACGUUAUGUAAGGUGCUUUGGAGAAAGAAGGCAAAUAUGUACUCCAUAUUCUCUGUUACAGCUGAAUUUUUGAAUUUUUCGACCAAACGUAUAUUGGGUUGAGAUAUUGGCCAAGAAUAACACAAGGUCUUAAAACAGUGCCGCUGAUCUGGGAUCAGGGUUCUCCGUUCUCAUAUUUACAAAGCUUAAUGGAAUGGAGAGACAGAAAUUCAUGAACUAUACUUUCAUAAAUCUUUUCUUUAUUUCUCAUUUGACGUGGGUCUCCAUUAUAUCAAGCAGCUGUAAACAUUUCAUGAUGAACAUCAGAUUUUGGUUUGUCAGUAGUCCCAUUGACCCUUAACUAAAAGACUGUGUCUCAAUGAGAUUAAUUUAUUUUUAUAUUUAUUUAUUAAAACUGAUUAAACUGC